Messenger RNA from Lodderomyces parapsilosis, 981 nucleotides. RefSeq lists its product as uncharacterized. The coding region runs from base 1 to 981 and encodes 326 amino acids. NCBI's taxonomy places the organism in Eukaryota, Fungi, Ascomycota, Pichiomycetes, Serinales, Debaryomycetaceae. The transcript has a single exon. The record is from RefSeq and is a predicted model, not a curated record.
AUGUUCAACAAGAUACAAACUUAUUUAUUACGACGUAUAUUUAAAGAUUUAGACUCCAGUCUAUUCCAAGAGGGGUCAGCACAAGAAUCAUACAAUGACAAGAAGCUCGGCAAAUGUCAAGCUGCUACUGCAAUUACUACUACAUCCUUCACCAAUAGCCACCAUUGCAAAAAUCAGAUCAAAGUCUACAACGAGAUCAUCAACCUGAUUAAUCAAUACAAAAACUACUUGACUGAUGACAAUUACAAGUUGAUUGUAUUGUAUUUUGAAUACUACCAUGUACACAUUAAACCAAACAAAGUAGUAGAGGAUAACCCCAGACGACAUGUACUAAACUAUAUCUACUACAUCUUAUCCACAAUAGACGACACAGUAUCCUACAAAACCAUUACUGAAAUUGAUAAUCUACUACACUCAUUUUCACCAACUUGUAACUUAUCCCAACUAAAUGAUAUACUAUCAGAUUUGAAAUACUUUAUCAACAAUCAAUUCCCCAAACCCAAAUUCACCAAAACAACCUUGAUUCAUACUAUUGCUUUAACUUUUGCUUAUGAAGUAUUUCAAUACCCACACAUGGAUGAUAAAAUCAAUCAUACUAAUGCAAUUAAUUCCCAGCAACGUAAGUUGCUAAUUCAAUUUUCGCGAUUUUAUUUCAAAACUGCUUGGUUAAACUAUACGAAGAAUAAAUCAACUAGAUAUAUUGCAUUGGAUGAUGUUGCUAAACUGUUUUGUCAAUCUGAAUUUGAUCAAGUUGUGGAGGAAGAUGCCACAGAGGAGCCUUUUCUGAGUAAUAAUACUCGGAAAGACAAAUGUAAAACGAAUAACCAUAAUGGUGGUGGACUGGAAGAAAUUGAUGAUCGAUUGGUCCAAAUGUAUAAUGCUUGGUCGUUGGCUGAACUAAGAAGUGUUGAAAUUAUUCAACUGUUGCAAGAAGCUAUGCAAGAGUAUAGAUUUAGAAGACAGGUUACUAAUGAAGAGUAA